Messenger RNA from Sinocyclocheilus anshuiensis, 4893 nucleotides. It is a transcript of the gene caska, whose product is annotated as calcium/calmodulin-dependent serine protein kinase a. The coding region runs from base 673 to 3399 and encodes 908 amino acids. Gene Ontology annotation, molecular function: protein binding; protein kinase activity; ATP binding. Gene Ontology annotation, biological process: protein phosphorylation. The record is from RefSeq and is a predicted model, not a curated record. The transcript is spliced from 28 exons. NCBI's taxonomy places the organism in Eukaryota, Metazoa, Chordata, Actinopteri, Cypriniformes, Cyprinidae.
GUAAAGCAAUCCAGUUUCAUAACCUUGAGUGGGAGGAGUUUGGCUUUUCUGGAAGCUGGGAGCAACAGCGCUGGAGUUGUGAGGGGGAACUAGAGCAACGGCGAGCAAGGGAAAAGCCUCGCGCGUCUCAGCGAAGCCCUGCGCGUGGGUAGAAUGAGUAGAAUCAACUGAACUGCGCACUUUAAUAACAGCCUACAUUUUUAUCCCAGAAACGGCGUGUAGUUCUUUUUUUGGGCUCGACAGAAUCGAGUUAGUUAGUUUAGCGUUUAGUCGACUUAACCCACCUGGUUCCGUGACUUCAACAGCGAUUAUUUUGGAGUUGUUUUUAACGUUUGAAUUACCUCAACCUCGAGUGGCGGCGGGAUUAAGGGGGCCGGGAGAGAGGGCGGAGAAGGUGGGGCGGAGCGAGUCAAACGGACCGAGCGCUCACUACUGUCCGCCCGCUUCAACCGAACCACCAACGGAUGUUUUUCCUUUCAUUAAAACCGACAGGAAUCAAUAAUUUUUUGUUUGUCGGAAUUUGGAGAGCGGUAACGUCGGCUGUCAGUGUUUCUUUUCGCCGCACAUUCCUGGUACCCUGAAGUAUCUAAUUUACGCUGUAAUCCUCUGAUAUAUUUACCAUUUGGACGGAUUUUUUUGGUGGGAGUGUAAAUUCCCCGGUCUUGUUGGACCAUGGCCGACGACGACGUGCUCUUUGAAGAUGUUUACGAGCUGUGCGAGGUCAUUGGCAAGGGGCCGUUUAGUGUGGUGCGAAGAUGCAUCAACAGGGAGACGGGCCAGCAGUUUGCUGUGAAGAUUGUGGAUGUGGCCAAAUUCACCUCCAGCCCUGGCCUCAGCACAGAAGAUCUGAAGAGAGAAGCAAGCAUCUGCCACAUGCUGAAACAUCCUCACAUAGUGGAGCUUCUGGAGACCUACAGCUCUGAUGGGAUGCUCUACAUGGUGUUUGAGUUCAUGGAUGGAGCAGAUCUCUGCUUUGAGAUUGUGAAGAGAGCAGACGCUGGUUUUGUUUACAGUGAGGCAGUAGCCAGUCACUACAUGAGACAGAUCCUAGAGGCUUUGCGGUACUGCCAUGACAACAACAUCAUUCACCGGGAUGUGAAGCCUCAUUGUGUGUUGCUGGCAUCAAAGGAGAAUUCUGCUCCGGUGAAACUUGGUGGCUUUGGUGUGGCUAUACAGCUGGGAGAGUCCGGAUUAGUAGCUGGAGGCCGGGUGGGCACUCCACACUUCAUGGCCCCUGAGGUGGUGAAAAGAGAACCCUAUGGGAAACCUGUGGAUGUUUGGGGCUGCGGAGUCAUCCUGUUCAUCCUCCUGAGUGGCUGCCUGCCCUUCUAUGGCACCAAAGAGCGCCUGUUUGAAGCAGUCAUAAAAGGAAAAUAUAAGAUGAAUCCUCGGCAGUGGGGCCAAAUCUCAGAGAGUGCCAGAGACCUGGUGCGCCGUAUGCUGAUGCUGGACCCUGCAGAGAGGAUCACAGUAUAUGAAGCUCUCAACCACCCCUGGCUCAAGGAGAGAGACCGCUAUGCCUACAAGAUCCACCUUCCUGAGACAGUCGAGCAGCUGAGGAAGUUCAAUGCCAGGAGGAAACUAAAAGGUGCAGUGCUUGCCGCAGUCUCCAGUCACAAGUUCAACUCUUUCUAUGGCGACCCACCUGAAGAACUGCCUGACUUCUCUGAGGACCCUACUUCAUCAGGACUACUAGCAGAGGAAAGGGCUGUGUCACAAGUGCAUCCUAUCGGGACCAACUUUGUCUGGAGUUUAACUUUGGUUUUGGUUGGUUUUUCUUUGGAUGUGCUGUACGACAAGAUAAACACUAAGUCUUCACCACAAAUCAGGAAUCCUGCAAGUGACGCAGUUCAGAGAGCCAAAGAGGUACUGGAGGAGAUUUCAUGCUACCCGGAGAAUGCAGACGCUAAAGAACUGAGACGGAUUCUAACCCAGCCCCAUUUCAUGGCCUUACUUCAGACUCAUGAUGUUGUGGCACAUGAGGUAUACAGUGACGAGGCGCUGAGGGUCACCCCACCCCCCACAUCACCAUAUCUCAACGGAGACUCACCUGAGAGCACGAACGGAGACAUGGACAUAGAGAACGUGACACGAGUGCGCCUGGUUCAAUUCCAGAAAAACACUGACGAACCGAUGGGUAUCACGUUGAAAAUGAACGACCUGAACCAUUGCAUCGUGGCAAGAAUAAUGCAUGGAGGAAUGAUCCACAGACAAGGAACUUUGCAUGUUGGAGACGAGAUUCGGGAGAUCAACGGCAUAAGUGUAGCAAAUCAAACAGUGGAGCAGCUUCAGAAGAUGCUUCGGGAAAUGAGAGGCAGCAUCACCUUUAAGAUUGUGCCAAGCUACCGCACACAGCAGUCGCCCUGUGAGAAAGAAUCCCCCUCCACCUCCAGACAGUCCCCUGCUAAUGGCCAUUCCAGCAUUAACAGUUCUAUCUUGGACUUGCCGUCAACCAUCCAGCCAAUAGGACGUCAGAUCUAUGUACGGGCACAGUUCGAGUAUGAUCCAGUGAAGGAUGACCUCAUCCCCUGUAAAGAGGCAGGGAUUCGCUUCAGGGUGGGUGACAUAAUCCAGAUUAUCAACAAAGAUGACCAUAACUGGUGGCAAGGCAAGCUGGAAAACACCAAGAAUGGCACAGCAGGACUGAUUCCCUCACCUGAACUUCAGGAGUGGCGGGUGGCCUGUAUAGCCAUGGAGAAAACCAAGCAAGAACAGCAGGCAAGCUGUACUUGGUUUGGCAAGAAAAAAAAGCAGUACAAAGACAAAUACCUAGCAAAGCACAACGCAGAUCUGGUCACAUAUGAGGAAGUAGUGAAGUUGCCAGCAUUCAAGAGGAAAACAUUAGUUUUACUAGGUGCUCACGGUGUUGGCCGAAGACACAUCAAGAACACACUCAUCACCAAACACCCAGACAGAUUUGCUUAUCCCAUUCCACACACAACCAGACCUGCAAAGAAAGAUGAAGAGAACGGCAAGAAUUAUUUCUUUGUAUCCCACGACCAAAUGAUGCAGGACAUCUCCAACAACGAUUACCUGGAGUACGGCAGCCACGAGGACGCGAUGUACGGCACGCGGUUGGAGACAAUACGCAAGAUCCAUGAGCAGGGACUCGUAGCCAUACUGGACGUAGAGCCACAGGCACUGAAGGUUUUACGGACAGCUGAAUUUGCUCCCUAUGUGGUUUUCAUUGCUGCACCAACCAUCACUCCCGGCAUGAACGAGGACGAGUCAUUACAGAGGCUGCAGAAGGAGUCCGAGAUCCUCCAGAAGACAUAUGCACACUAUUUUGACCAAACCAUCAUCAAUAAUGAGAUUGACGAGACUAUUCGGCUCCUGGAGGAAGCCAUAGACCUGGUUUGCACCACGGCCCAGUGGGUUCCAGUGUCCUGGGUCUACUAAAACAGCAAGCCCAUCAACCUGUAAUCUUACACCCUUCAUAACCUCAUACUUUGCGGCGCAUCUCUGCAAGAAGAAGAAGAAGAAAAAAAACUUGCAACUUUCCCAUGAUGUAAACAGAAGCCCACCUCUGACGUUUAACAACAACAUUGAUGUACCUGCAGUGAGCCCAGUCUUGGCCCCUCACAGACUACCUAGACCUAGUGUUGUAUUAAUGAAAAAAAUCUAUAAAAUAAAUGACUAAAUAUUGUCAUAUCUAUAUAGCUAGGAGGCAACAUUUUGUAGACGUUUGAUUUAAAGAGACAGUAUCCUACAUGACGCAUUUUCCUGAAAGGAAUAUUUUUAUAGUUUUUAUGCCCAUAUUGCUUUAGUACCAGACUGAAAGUGUGGUAUUCCUACAACAGAAUUCUCACAGCUUUCAUCUGUCCAGCCGUCCAUCAUACAUAAUCCCACAUUAUCCAUGCGGCAGAGCCCAGCUGCUUUAGCACAACCCUGCGAUUCAGCUUUCAACCCUUUGACUUUUUUUGGUUCGUUUUUCCCAUUUCACCCUCCUCUACACGUGGAUACUGUCUCUCUAAAGACGCACAUAGAUGUUUUAGAGAUUUGAACGAGAUCUCAUGCAUGUGAACAUUCACGAGCGUCCAUGCUGUCAGUGUUAGCUGUGUUCAGACCAUCACCCACAGCAGAAAACAUUCCAUUCGUCUGGAUGAACACAUUCAAACAGCUGGAGCCGGUGACGAGGAGAGAAAGAAAAAAAAAGACCUAUGCACAUCUCUUGCAUUUUGGCAACUUUGUAAACAGUUUAUUUUUACCAAUCCUGUAGUAAAAUGUGUUUGUAAAUGGUCAACAUUUUUAUUUGUUGUAAGAUUAAGGGGCUCAGGAUGAAAAUGAGUUUAGAAAUGUGUCGUUUGAGAGUAUUAAUGUUGAUUCAGAAAUCCCAUUUUUAUUCUGUGCAGUUGUUUGAGGAAGAGGUCUGCAAAGCGAAAAGACAACACGGUCUGUUCAUCUGAAUGCUUCUGUACAUGACAAACCGUUUACUCAAACUGCCCUGUGUAAAUGGCUCUGCCGAUGACGGAGCAGAUUUUUUUUUUUAUAUAUAUAUUUCCUUUUAUGUGGUGAAGAUCUCCUCUGUCUUCGGCUCUGUGUUGCUCAUCCAGCUCUUUUGCUCGGCCUCUCUGUGUGAGUUGGCAGAGACGGGCCAAUGGAAAACUUUUGGUUCCUCUUUUACCGUUUUGUUUUUCCGGAUUUUUCCCAGCAGCUGUGGUAGGUCACGCCCUGCCCGCUUGACUCUGAGUGACUGCAGUCGGGAUCAGUGCCCAGUUAUGUGUCUGAGAGCGACGCAGAGUGGGUGUUUGCUUGACCAGUGGUGCUGUGUGUCGGACAUAUUUCUGUAUGCAAUAGAAACCGAGAGCUAGUGCGCUGCUACACGUGUAAAGUUUCCAAUACGCUAAUAUUCAAGAUUUUUAUUUGAAGUCUCUUAUGUUCACCAAGGCUGCA